Molecule: messenger RNA, 625 nt
Organism: Ictidomys tridecemlineatus (thirteen-lined ground squirrel)
Lineage: Eukaryota; Metazoa; Chordata; Mammalia; Rodentia; Sciuridae
Gene: Rpl28
Product: ribosomal protein L28
Biological process (GO): translation
Cellular component (GO): ribosome
Molecular function (GO): structural constituent of ribosome
Source: RefSeq, a predicted model, not a curated record
AGCCGCCUCGGAGGCGGGGCCGAAAGGAGGGAGGAAGCGGAGGCCAGCGACUUCUGGUACGCGCUCGGAGGGGAAGCGGAAAUGCGUAUGCGGUAUUAAAGGCGUGGCUCCGCCCCAUGCGUGCCUCUUUCCGUCUCCGGUCGUCGUAGCGAGAGGAGCCUGCACCAUGUCGGCGCACCUGCAGUGGAUGGUCGUGCGGAACUGCUCCAGCUUCCUGAUCAAGAGGAAUAAGCAGACGUACAGCACCGAGCCCAAUAACCUGAAGGCCCGCAACUCCUUCCGCUACAACGGGCUGAUUCACCGCAAGACUGUGGGCGUGGAGCCCGCGGCCGACGGCAAAGGCGUAGUGGUGGUCAUGAAGCGCAGAUCUGGCCAGCGAAAGCCAGCUACUAAUUAUGUCCGGACCACCAUCAAUAAGAAUGCACGGGCCACACUCAGCAGCAUCAGGCACAUGAUUCGCAAGAACAAGUACCGCCCGGACCUGCGUAUGGCUGCCAUCCGCAGAGCCAGUGCCAUCCUGCGCAGCCAGAAGCCUGUGAUGGUGAAGAGGAAGCGGACGCGCCCCACUAAGAGCUCUUGAGCCUCAAGCCUUCUAAAGCAAUAAAGACGCAGCUGACUUUCUUUG